AUAUAACAUAUCGACACGAUACAUGUUCUCAUCUAGAUGUCUGUAUCACUGACGUGUCAUCAUCAUGGAGAUUUAACUGGCAACUGAAAAAAUAACCGACAGCACCAGCAGGAUGUUACGACCCCUGUUCAAGUUGUUACGUAUAACUGUCACAAUGUGCCUUAUGUACGUUUUGUACCUGGUCUUCAAGUUGCCUCUAUUCGGUCCAUUUUUGAAAGAGUUAUUGCUUGCAGCGAAGCGCCGUCCGGGGGAGUACCUGGACACCGAUUUGACCCCCGACACGUUACGUCAUUGGUGGACAUGUACCUACUCAGAUAUGUACUAUAAACAAGCAUUCCAAAACUGUCCCGCCCCAAACCCAGAAGUAAUCGCUCUUCAAGAUAGAACAAUCAAACAAAUUUUGGAUUACCAAAUAAAAAGUAGGCCUUUGAUUUUAAAUUUUGGGAGUUGUUCAUGACCCGUCUUUAUGACGUCGCUGCUGCAUUUCGAAAGCCUGUUGCGAGACUUUAACGAUAUUGCUGACUUUUUGAUAGUCUACAUCAAAGAGGCACAUCCCUUAGAUGAGUGGAAUAUCACUGGUCACCAGUACUCACAUCUCCGCCAGCACGUGGACUUGCACGAUCGGAUAACAGCCGCGUCUCUAUUGGAAAAACACAAGCUUCCUUGUCAGGUGGUGGUGGACCCUAUGGACAACAAAGCCACCCUCCUUUACUCCGCCGUCCCCAAACGUCUUUACAUCGUACAAGAGGGCGUGAUUCGGUAUGCAGGUGGGAUGGGCACACACAGGUACCGUCUCAAACACAUCGACCGCUGGUUGCAGAAAUACAAGAAAUCUUUAGGCACACCUGUAAUACCUAUUACAAAGGACACUAUCGAAUAAAAGUAAAAACACCCGUCAUACUUCAAAUCAAACGUUGCAAUCAACGCUACACAGGUACGCCCCAGAACGACGAAGGCAACGUUUGACAAAACCCAAGGGUCACGUGCAGUUACGCAAACAUUUUCAGUCAUUGUUGAAAGCAAAUUAAGAGAGUUCCCGUCCAUAGCAAUUUUCUAUUUUUAUUUUGAAAUGGAAAGAGCACAGGCAGCAUGCGAUGCUAGCACUGGAUAGACUUUGCUGUCUCGUUCGCGUGCCAAAUUUUCCGAGCUUCACAUGAGGGACGGAACUGUACGCAUGAAGUUCUCGUGACAAAGCCCUCCCCUGGGGGUCCUGAGACCGGAGUUACAUAGACAGUUUCUCUCGUGUGGACAAGGAAUAACAAUAAUGAUCUUAGAUCGACGACUACACAAUCGAGUUCAUUAUCGACAGUGAAUAUUUAUGCGAGAUUAAAGCUAUCCUGUAUGUCAAA
Messenger RNA from Ylistrum balloti, 1349 nucleotides. Its product is annotated as thyroxine 5-deiodinase-like. The transcript has 2 exons. Gene Ontology annotation, molecular function: thyroxine 5'-deiodinase activity. Lineage: Eukaryota; Metazoa; Mollusca; Bivalvia; Pectinida; Pectinidae. The record is from RefSeq and is a predicted model, not a curated record.